AACAGGCUGAGGUUAAAAAAUUGCACAAAUAGUCUCUUCUUUUAUUUUCUUCUAUGAUCACUUAAUUGCUGUGAAAAAUACUUAGAAACAAAGAGAUAUAAGAGAAGAAGGUGGGAUAGAUUUAUAGACAUUAAAUAAUAUUAUGGAUUCUCCUCGAGAAUCAGCUAUACAGACAGCAAUAAGCUUCCUGAGGAAUCCAAAAGUAGCAAGAAGCAGUCUGAUACAAAAAAGGAACUUCUUGGCUAGUAAAGGACUGAGUGACGAUGAAAUUCAACUAGCAUUUGAGAGAGUUGGAAUAUUCACAAAAAUUAAUAUGAUAGAUACGCCAUUAGAGGAAUCGACAGUCAUAAAUGUUCCUUCACAAGCACAACCACUUGCGACCUACAAACAUCAAAUGACGACAUUUGAAAAAAUAAAAGAUUUGAUAAGCUCAGCAGCGUUAAUAAGUGGAAUUGCUUAUGCUGUAUAUAUGUUCUAUAAGAGAUAUAUUGAGCCAUUUUUGUUUGGACGUAACAAAAAAGGUGAUAAAAUGGAUGAAUUGACUAAAACUACAAAGGCAAUAAAUGGUGAGCUUAUCAGAGUGCGAGAGGAGAUAAAUAAUCAAAAACAGGCACAAGAGUCUGCGAAUAAAGUUGUACAGAAUUCAUUGCAGUCAUUUAAAGCUGAGAUUGAGACUAUCAAAGGAAUUUUAUUAAAUCAUAGAAAUUUCUCGUCCAAACCAUCAAUGUCUUCUGCUUCCAUGAACAUUCCUAAAAUUCCUUCAUGGCAACUAGCUACAAAAUCAAAAAAUUGUGAUGAUAAAAAUGACGAUGAUAAGCACUCAAACUCAAGUGAAAAUGAUACAGAAGUCAUUACUGAGGACCCACAAAAAUCAUCCAAUCGAUCACCAGCCAAUUCUGAUUCCUCACUCGAGAUUAUGUGAAAUAACUGCAUUUACUUUAUUUGAUUCUAUUUUAUACCCAUAUAAUUUUUGUGUAAUUUCAAAAGUCAUUUUUAAUAUGUUAAUGAUGGGCAAUAUAGUAAUAUAAUUAAUAAAUUUUAAAUAAAGACUUUAGUUUCGAAUU
Chironomus riparius is the source of this 1064-nucleotide messenger RNA. NCBI's taxonomy places the organism in Eukaryota, Metazoa, Arthropoda, Insecta, Diptera, Chironomidae. The record is from the annotation of a GenBank genome assembly.